Podarcis lilfordi (Lilford's wall lizard) is the source of this 17814-nucleotide messenger RNA. Lineage: Eukaryota; Metazoa; Chordata; Lepidosauria; Squamata; Lacertidae. The record is from the annotation of a GenBank genome assembly.
AUGGCACUCCAUGCCAUUGGAUGCGCCGGGACGCCGUACGCACAGCCAGAAUCAGCCUCGCCGCUAGAGGCGCUGCGCAGCCCGCCCUGUGCUGCUCUCCUCGCGCUCCCGCCACGAGGGGGCCGCGUGCCACUUCUGGGGAAAGGGGAGACGACCGAGCUGUCGCAAUCGGGCCGCAACCUACCAAGGGCGCUGCCUAUUGGCCCGACGCUGGAAAGCCAACGGACGUCGCCCCUCAGCGCUGCUUCUGAUUUGUUGCCCCUCCGCCCCAUCCCCCACCCCGAGAUGGACCAAUGGCAGCUGCCUGGGCGCGGCCGCGCAACCAAUGAAAAGGAAAAGGUGUCAGCAGCCGGCCAAUCGAAACCGAGGUACGCAGAGCGUUUGGUUAAAUACCAAUGCGAGGCCGGGGCGGGACUUCUGGGGGCGACAGAGCCAAUGGCGCGGCGGCGGAGCGGGGAGGAAGGAGGACGUAAGCGGGAGGGGGCGGAGGCGUCCGAGGGGAGAGACACGUACGGCUCGCCAAGGAGCGGCAGCAGCUGUCGUCGCCGAGGCAAGAGGAUCCUCCGCGGGAGGUAAGGGCCGCCGCCGCCGCGCCUCCCUGGGGCCUACUUCCGGUCCCGACCACCCUCGGCCUGCGCGGUCUCCGAAGCCUCCCCUCCCCUCCUUUGAGGGGCCUUUUCGGAAGUGGCCCUCGCGCUCUGGAACCUCCCCUCCGCCCCUUUGUGUCGGGCUCCGCGGAGGGAGGGAGGGAUCCCCUCCGCCUGGUUCUGCCUCUCGGAUUGGUCAGUCUCUUCGGCGGGGGGGGGUGAGAGAGAGCUGACGUCAUAGGGAUCCCCCACCCCUCUCUUCCCCCCCCCGCCCCACCCCCAUAUCACGGUGGGUCGAACCUCCUUCGAUUGCCCGGAGGAGGAAUGGCGGGUUGUUCCCGAAGAUUGGAUCCCGGGCUCCAGGGUCCCGUGGAGUCGACUCUUCCCACGUUAGCUUGUCCCGUGUCUACAGCGUUGGGUUUGUCGCUCGUAGCUUUUAGCCAGAUUACUGUGUUGUUAACUAUUAAAUAGUCUUUGCAAAGCGCGUAAAGGAAGCUUGAGUUUUGCUCCGCUCGCCUGUGAGGGCAGCCCCUGCUAGUGGUAAAUAAUAGAUAACGAUGCAAAGCUUAGGGGGUAAUGAAACCAUUGCGGAGCAACGGAGUUUGAAAACAGGCCUUGUUUAAUCUGAUUUUGUUUCAUUUUGACUGAUCUGUUCUGUAAUCCUUGCGUUUUUGCAUACGUGCAAAGAGAUAAAUGGGGAAUGGGGGGGGGAGUGGCAUGUGUAUUGCUGCUUGUUUUGGCAAGAGUAGGGAGUUUUUUGCUGAGGGGUGGGAAGGUGGGGCGUUAGUGCUCUCAGCUGUCCAGAACUAUUUGGUUUGAGUCAGGGUUAAGCUUAGAGUUGGCCUCUGUUGUCUCUGCUGCUGCUGCUGCUGCUGUCGUCUGUCUUUGUAUUUGAGCAUCGAAAGGACUGGAAGGCAGCCCAUAGAACAUUCCUCUUCUGUAGUCAUGGUAGAUAACUAUUUCCUACCACACUGGCCUCCCAUCUGCUUCAGCUUCCUCACCAUAACUCUCACCUGUGCUUUCAACAUAUUUCAUAGAAUUGUGGAGUUGGAAGGGACCCUGAGGGUCAUCUAGUCCAACCCUCCAAAUGCAGGAAUCUUAACUAAAGCAUCCAUGACAGAUGGCCAUCUAAUCUCUGCUAAGCAGAUGGAGAGUCUGCCACCUCUCUUGGGAGUUUGUUCCACUGUCAAACAGCUCUUACUGUUAGAAAGUUCUUUAGUCAGAAUCUCCUUUCUUGUAGCUUGAAUCCAUUUGUUCAGGUCCAAGCCUCCAGAGCAAAAAACAACUUUGCUCACUCAAUGUGACAACCCUCUAGAUAUUUGAAGAUGACUAUCUUCAGAUGUCAAAAACUCGAGGCAUGGAACCUGCACCCAGAAAAGAUGCAAUAAAACUUGCUGGUAUAUUGGACUACUUGAUUGUGGAAUAGUCUCUGAACUUGCUGUUGGAUAUUUAUUUGGUGAAGUGUUUUCUUUCUUGCAGAUUAUAACUUUUAAAUGUCAUGCUCUGGGUUAGCUGUGUGGAACAUGGCUUACUGGUCAGAGGUGAUGAGUUGUAGUCCAACAACACCUGGAGGGCUGCUUGGUGUUCCCCUCUGCUCUGGAGCAUUAGUAGUGAGGAAUCCCCUCUAUUGUACUGUUUGGGCCCUGGAAUGUGGGUUCAUUCUCAAAACCAAGUCUUGGAUCAUGUGAAAGAACUACAAGGCAUGUGCAGAUAGCCUUUCCCUCCAUCCUGAGCACCACCAGCUUUGUGUAGUCAUGUCCAGACUAAGGAGCAGGACUCCAGAGCAAAUAUAUUUGCGUAUCCCAGGCAGAUUUGAGCCAAAUCAUCUAUAUCUAGAAAUCAGAUACCUCAGCCAGGGAUAAUUUCACCUCACCCCAGUGCAAGUUUGUUUACUUAGAAAAUUCUGUUCCUGUGGUUGUUACAGAUCAAAGGAUCCACACCCAUUGACGUGUUAGGUGAUUUGGUUCAAUGGCAUGGUGCUUUUUGUGCAAAUAGCUGCAACUUCGAACACAUAGUGUUGACGUAGUUCUUGAAUUCCAGCUGCUUAAUGACUUGUAUGCUCUCAUAACUGACUGGUGUUUGGUGCCCUUGGAGAUUAAUAUGAGAACUGGACAUUAAAAUCUGCCCCAUCUACAUCCUGUUAAUAUUGCAUCUUGGGCCUGCUGGAGUAGGGGGCAUCUGGUGCUCGAACCAAAUGCCUCUCCUGAGCUUGGGAUAGUUGGAGUAUGGAACCUGUUGCUUGAGCAGAAGCCUGACGGAUGCUCCACAGUAGAGAACUUCAAAGCUGAUUGGCUGGCUUUCUGAUGUCACAGUGCUCACGUGAUGUUAUGGGUCAUUGUGUGACAUUAUUUUUUUCUCUCUCCUGCCAUUUGGCUGUAAGGAUCAUCCUGCCCAUUAUUUGGGGCUCUAAAGGGGAGGCUUGCUUACCCCUUGCCUCCAUCCUUUUCCCCUUCCUUUCUUUUGCAGCUAGUAAGUUACUGUGUCAGGGUACUGGUGGGUGAAAUGUGAUGGUCUCCUUAGAGCUGUCCCUCUAAGGCAGCCCUCAGUGGUUAAAGGUUAUAGCUAUGACUAAGUGUUAUCUGGUUAGUUAUUGAUAAACGAUCAUGGGUUCUUUAUUUCCUCAUAAGCAGGUUCAUUAUUUAACUUGGAUUACACAAGCACUUCCAAAGUUUGCUUUCUCUUCUGGGAUUUCGUUUUCACUUGUAAUUCUAUUUUGGUUGUGCUAACAUAGAAUCAAGUUACAGCAAGGGUUUACUUUUGGAUGAUAGUUUCCUCUUAAGGGCUCAAUCAAGCCAAGUAAUUUUUGUAAACAUUGGGCUACUGUGGACAGAGCUAGGUUUUGACAUGAGAAAUGGAGAGUUUAAUCUCCCCCACCCCACCCCACAAAAGCUCGCCUGAGGUUUUUGAUCAGUUUUAACUGAAUCAGGAGGAUGAACAUGGAUUUGAAAAGCAUUUACCGCAGGUGUGGUGGCUUGUUUCCCUAUAAACUCUUACAAUAUGCAAGCCUGUGUAUUUCACCUGAAGUUUCCAUGGAUAUUAGGCUUGACCAUUUGACAUUGUUUUGCAAUUACUGUACUACCCCUGGUGGUUGUACAGAGAAGAAAUGUGGGAGGGUUUUUUUUAGGUACUGCUGAGUUGUAGAAAGUGCAGGGGACGUGUCGGACUUUGUCCCGCCAGCCCACUGUUGUCUGCAGUGACUGCAACUCUCGGGGGGCUUUUCCCCAUCACCUGCUGCUACCUUCUUUUUUAAACUGGAGAUACCAGAGAGUGAACCUGGGAGUUGAUGCACAUAGAGCCAUGUGGUCUUGCUGCUGCAAUUCCUCCCCCAAAGGCUACUUCUUGGGUUACCAUGAUCAAAUACACCUGCCCUUUUGCUUAGAGCUAAGAUUGAGGAAAGUUGAGUAAUUUAAAAGAGACCCUUUGUAUUUAGCUAGUUUAGCAAAGACCACAGCUACUUGAUAAGUCAUCUUAAGAAUCACUUUAUACAACAACAAUGCUGUUCAGUGUUUUUAAGGACUCAGCGUUAUCUAAUUCUGUGAUCCAGUUCUGUGACUUUUCUCUGUCAACAGUUGGCCUAUUCUCCUCCUAAGCACCUUCUAUAAAAGAGAGACACUUGAUAGCUGUAUGGAGAGUGAUUUACCAGUGACCUGAAGUUCCCAAUCUUCACCUUGGCUAAGGGUGCUGUAGCGGCAGCAUUGCUUUGAACAAUCUAGUCUCCUGGAAGCUCAGGAAGACUAUUGUUUCAGCGUACUUUCAAACAAUGCCUACAAUCUCAUAGUCUAAGAUCAAAUGCAAGUUUAGACUGUGGCACUCAGCUGGUUGAGAACCUUACUCACUUAUGCUCUAGGUUGAAGCAUCCAUCUUAUUUUUAUUACAACUAGAUAGGUUGCUUGCAGUGUUAGAAACUCAGAUAUAUAAGCUAGGUGCCAAUGGCAACUUAAACCAAAGUUAGUCUCCAAAACGGAAUGCCUAGUUCGCCAUUUUUGGGCCAGAGGGCUCAAAAGUAGUAUUUUUCAGUACAACUUGGUUCCUGAAAUUCAUUCUGAUCGUGCAGAUAAAAUAUAAUGAAUAGAAUUAUACAGGAUGUGUCACUAGUAUGUGAAACAGUCAAGAUCCAUGGAUUCCCAUGGAUGUACCUCCAUCAGUGAUGGCCAAACUUGGCCCUCCAGCUGUUUUGGGACUACAGUUCCCAUCAUCCCUGACCACUGGUCCUGUUAGCUAGGAUGAUGGACGCUGUAGUCCCAAAACAGCUAGAGGGCCAAGUUUGGCCAUCACUGCUCCAGAUGGUGGUGUCAGGCACUAUCAUGGCACCUGGGCAUCUUUACUUGUUCACAAGUGGCCAAUAGCCAGUGAAAUAUGUGCCUAGCAAAUUUUGAACACUGGUUGCUUGUUGGAGGAUUACUGUUAUUAAGUUAGGCCAUCCUAUCAGCAGGGGAAAUGUCUGUUUACUUAAUUAAUAGAGCAGGGGUAGGCAACCUAAGGCCUGUGGGCCGGAUGUGGCUCAAUCGCCUUCUCAAUCCAGCCCACGGAUGGUCCGGGAAUCAGCUUCUUUUUACAUGAGUAGAAUGUGUGCUUUUAUUAAAAAUGCAUCUCUGGGUUAUUUGUGGGGCAUAGGAAUUUGUUCAUUUUUUCCCUUCAAAAUAUAGGCUGGCCCACCACAUGGUCUGAGGGACGGUGGACCAGCCUGGGAAAAACAAAGGAAUUUGUGGCUUCUGCUACUAAAAUAUAGAUACUUUUUUUACCAAAAAGCAGUAGUCUUCAACCUUUUCAGACCCAGGACCCACCUUUAACCCAAACAUGCAUGUGGGUACCAUUUCUUAAUCUUUUAUCAUGGAAUUAUUGUAAUGUUCCUGUUGCAACCCACUUUGGAUCAGACAGAGUAUGGGGGUCCUGAUCCACCUGUUGAAGACCAGUGAUCUAAAGCAACCUGAUGUGUUGGAAGGAGUUUUAAGUUGCAAAGAGUUAAUAGAUAAUAUUUUAAAAUAAUUGUGGUUAUAAAUGCGGUAUGUUUUACAUGUUCUUAGAUUUUGUUUUAGGACUGGCAGCUGGAAAUGGACUCCGGUCUGGAAAAUUUAGUUCCAGUUGGUUUCUAGGUUCAGUUUUACCGAAGAACCAACGUUUAGUUGUAGAGAAAGGUCCCAGAUUCAGCUCCCAGUAUCUCCAUGUUUUUUAAGUGAUUAUUUAUAGCAGGGCUUCCUGAGGUCCUGGAGAGUUGUUGCCGGAUGGAGUAAAUGGAACGGAUUUAGAGCCACGAAUGGGCUGACCUUGUUAUACGGCAGCUUUAUGUGUUUGUUAUGGCCAGAGAGUUGUAAUAAAGAUAGGAAUUUCUUCCAGCUAUUCCUUAAAGUGGCCUGUGGAUCAGCACAGUGACUGAUAGGCACCUUACAGAUGCUUUGCAAAACUCCAAAAGGGACUAUUGUUGGGAGGCAUUUUGCCUUUCCAAUCACCUCUCAGCCUGGCAUGUUUUCACUUUAACAUCCAUUUCCAGAGGCAUCAAGUCUUGAGUGAGAAGCAGGGAGGACUUGCUAAUUUCGCUUUGACUUUCUGGAUCACUGGUUCAUGUUGUGAAUCCUACGUUGGUCUGGCAUCUACAAUAAAGCUCACUCGUUUCACAAAUCCACUUCCUGCUGCCUCCCUCACCCCCUGCCACCCUCAUUUUAUGGAGGAGGCAAACCUCACGUGUUAAAUCUUAUUUAGCAUCUUCGGUCUGGUUUGGCUUCUGUCUUGAAUAGCUCUUAAUAUCUGGGAGGAGUUUGUGGAUGGCAUGUGACUCUCUCUCAUGUUUGCUCCACCACAGGGUGACCCAUUUUGGUGCCCCAAUAUUGACUCACAUGAGAACUUCUUUUCACUUGAAUUAUCUGUUGCAUUUCUUUCUUUCUUUUCUAGCAAGCUUUACCAAAAAUAAGUUUGUACCUUAAGAUGGCCAUUGUUCAGGGUCUCACGAGCAUAAUUUCGCCUUCUGCAUCUGCAGACCUCUGAGAACUGAAAACUCUUUAGAUGUAGAGCAAAUCAAAGCUGGAAGAGGGUUACGGUAGUACCUCUGAUUACGUACUUAAUUCGUUUCAGAGGUCUCAACAACUUUGGUUGGCCCUCACGCAUGUUCACUUCAUCAAAUCUGGCCCUCUUUGAAAAAAGUUUGGGCACCCCUGGUGUAUAUGACUUCUUGAGGCAAUGGGAUCACCCUGCUUUCUUGAAACUGGGAGCCUUUAGCUUUUCUGCUGGCAGCAUUUGACUUUCUCUGUUCCAGGGUAUGGCUAAAAUGAUCCUUGCUCAGCAGUGUCUUGAAAUGGCAUGAACUCUGUAGCUGGGAUCUUGCAAUCUGUUUUCCAAGGGAGAUGAACCAAGUCUUACACUCCCAGGUCUGAGAUUUCAAGGCAGGGCUACUUCAUUCCUGAACAUGAGCACAUGUGCUCUCCUACUCACAUCCAAUCUGCAUCCUACAAAGUGCAGUCAAGCUGGCCAACUACCCUGCUCCUAGAUAAGAAUUGUCUAAUGUGAGCCUCUGUUGAAGCAACAGGAGGCUAAAUUACAUUUUUUUAAAGCAGUCACAACCUGGCUCUGGCAAAUCACAAUUCUAGGAAUUCAGUUUAAUGUUUUAUUUGUCAAAUGGGACGAGGGGAGGGAAGUGACUUUAAAUUCAGAUGUUCCAGGCUUAUACAAAAGCAUCUGGAUUAUAGGCAGCCCAGCAUCAAGCUAGAGUGCAGCAGAACAUAGUUAUUUCUAAAAGUGAAAAUACAGAAAAAAGAAUAUUGCGUGGUUUGACUAGAUUCAUGGCUGCACUGUGGCAAUAUGUGAGAUACGUAAGGAACCUUUGGAUAUGGUGUCUUAAUGACAGAACAAACCAACCAAUAGUAUGUUGAUCUUUGGGGUUGGUUGCAGUAUUGGUGCCAUUAAAAAUUCCUCCAAUUCAUGGAUUUUCAUUCUCAAAUCACAGAGAAAAGGACCCACAAUUGCCUGUAUUAUUCUAGAACACCUCAUGCCGGGGUUUUCUGUGGCUAUUGUGAAGCCUUCUCAAACUGAUGGUCUGCCUUGGACUUAAUAGCUCUGUUCCAAAUUCUAUAAAACUGCUCACAGAGGGGCAAAUACACUAGUCCAUGUUUACAGCAGUUAAUAAAUGUGUAAUUGGUUAGCCAGUUGCUCCUUCUGCUGUUUUACUCUUCAUAAAAUGAUGAAAAAUUUCCAGAAAUUUUGAAACCACUGAAGAAAAAUAGUGAGGAAGAUUUAUUUAUUUAUUGCAGGCAAGGACAUUUUGGGGGAAAUAGGAAAAUAUGCACUAAUCAUUUUUAGUGCUAUUUACAAAUUGAGCGUCACUUUAGGAAAGUAAAAUGUAUUAACUUGGUUUGCCAUAGAAUGAUCAUGUUUGGUAUGUUAAAUAAAUUUACUUCUUUUUACAAAAAUUAUAUUUUGUUACAAAUAGAGCUACAAGCCAGUUAUAUGGUGCAGGCAGAAUAAAACUAGAAGAAACCAUAAACCAUUAUAGUUGAGCAAAGAAAAUUAUUAUGUUUUCUGAAAGUUGUUAAAUCUCCUUCAGCCCUCCACAGUGUCAAGCAGACAUAAAUCACUCAAUUCCAUAAAAGAAAAAGACUGGGGGAGAACCCAAGACUCAGUGAAAUGAUAUGAAAUUAAAUCAGUCUCAUUUUCUUAGCUAUCAAUUUCCGCAUCUUCAUAGUAAAGGUAAAGGGACCCCUGACCAUUAGGUCCAGUCGUGGCUGACUCUGGGGUUGCGGCGCUCAUCUCGCUUUAUUGGCCGAGGGAGUCGGCAUACAGCUUCCGGGUCAUGUGGCCAGCAUGACUAAGCCGCUUCUGGUGAACCAGAGCAGCACACGGAAACGCCGUUUACCUUCCCGCCGGAGCGGUUCCUAUUUAUCUACUUGCACUUUGAUGUGCUUUUGAACUGCUAGGUUGGCAGGAGCAGGGACCGAGGAACGGGAGCUCACCCCGUCGCGGGGAUUGGAACUGCCGACCUUCUGAUCGGCAAGUCCUAGGCUCUGUGGUUUAAGCCACAGCGCCACCCGCGUCCCUUUUCUGCAUCUUCAUAUCUGUCGUCAAUUGAUGACAGAUUUGAGACCUACUCAUGUGGUCUUCAGAAGGUUCCAUGGUCAGGGAUUAUGGGAGUUGAGCAACAUCUGGAGGGCCACAGUUUCCCCAUCCUUGGCACAGAGUGCUUGAAACUGGAGAGAACUCACUUUUCUGGUGCAGGGAAAAUGCCUUUGGCACUCCUUGUCAUUACACUGCUAUUUUUCCAUUUACCUCUCAGCUUGCCUGCAGCAGGUUGGCCUUGCACACAGCAGCAGUACAGAUGAAGAGGUCUGCUAAGAGCCAUGGGGUGUGCGUGCGUGCACAUGUUCCUUGUGUGUGCUGUCACUCUUUUACUUUCCAAUGCUAGUGACAGCAACUUCACCGAAGCCUCUGAUUAUAACGUAAUGACAAACUCAGGGGCGAUUGUUUUAGGGUCCCGGGCUUCAGCCAUUGGCCACAUGUGCAGGUAACACUAAGCCAAACUAUUAUUUAACACAAAUGUGCAAACAUGCUGGCUUCUUAGGAGGAAAUCACAGCCACUUUAAUCUUCCCUAGUCCUUUUAGUUUAGCAUGGCAACCCAUCCAAGGUUUGGCUUAACAUGUUGUCUGAACCUGGACUUGUGGUUAAGCUCUCCUUCUUAAUCGUGCUCUUUAGGCAAUGGUUUGUUCUUGGCUACAAUUUGUAGCUAAGGAGACAACUUAAGCACAAGGACUGAGGGAGGGACAAAGUGAGAGCGAGCUUCUCCCAAGGGGCCAGCACAUUCACAUGAUCGUGGUAAACUGUAGCUUGGUUUACUUCAGGGCCUUGCUAUCAUGACGCUGCAAAUGUGCUUGAGUUGUGCAGAAAGGAUCCUCUUCGCUUGAGAGGAGUGAUAAUGGGCUACAAGCUGGAUCCCUUAGAUUUUUCUGCCUGGGGUUGGGAUCUGUCAGCCCUAAGUGUUGGCUGGGACCAGGAAGAUCAGUCUUCCAACCUCUGCACAAAGAAAGCUAGGUGGCGUUGGAAGUUUCUUGGCAUAACCUACUUCACAGGUUACUGUGAGAAUAAAAGGAAGUGGCCCCAUAGGCAUCAUCCUGAACACUUGGAAGGAAUGAUCAGAUUAGAUCUGCUUUUUAAAAAAGUAGGAGACAGAUACUUGACAGGCAUUUUCCAUCUCUGCCAAAGGAGGAAGUGCCAUCAUGUCACCCCAUGCCAUAGGUGUACAAUUACUGCAGUAUUUGCAUUUCCUUAAUGCUAGCUCUCCUUGCUAGACAAUCCAGGCCUACUUUUGUAAGCUUGCCCAAGAGCCUUCUCCUCUCUGUCAAAAGGGUAAGGAAUUAGUUGCUGAACUGGUUUUCAUAUGUCAAUUGCAUCAGUUGCUAGAGGCUACAUCAGGUAUCAUGAUAAUUUCGGGGGGGGGGAUUGCACAAGCGGACAGGGGCAGUCAUAUCACACUUGUGGUGCUCUCCUGGGCAGGUAAAAUACCUGUACAUGUUGGUGCAUAACACAACAAAGGGGAGGGAUCCCACCUUGAGCAACAGGGAGCAAUGCAUUUGUUUCCCGGUUGCUCUCUGGCUAUGGCAGCUACAUGGCUUGUAACUCCUCCCCAUCUCUGCCUGGGGAGGUCAUUAGGAAUGCUAAUGCAAGUGUUUUCCAGCUGCCAAGCUGUGAAGCAAAGUUCCCCAGUGAGGCCAAUUCCCCCACUCCCUGAGAACUUGCAGUUAGCCUUGCAACAGCCUGCAAUAAUUGCACCAUAGAUACCAAGAGGACUUGGAGCCAGUGAAACAGUUGAAGCCUCUAGAUUGUCCAGACUACAACGAAGGGGAUCAGCUUGCAGGCAGGCAGUGUGUGGGGCUGGGCUUGGCGAGUCUAAAGUAAGCAUCCUCUUCUUUGUUCCUUAGCACGGUGGGGUGGGACAAAUAACCUUCUUCUUGAGCCUUUGUUUGUGGCUAGUCCCAAGUCUUCUCCUCCCUCCCUCUCGCUGCAUAUUUGGAAAUCUGCGUUCUUGGUUGAGAUUUAGAUAGAAUCUGCCCUGAAGGGGAGGCUGGAUAGAAGAUGCAUGUGCGUUUUCUUGAAGUAGGGAGAGCUGUUUGAAGGUUCUGCAUUCCAGGAGUAACAUCUUGCUUGACCUUCCAUAGGGGGGUCUUUGACUUCUCUCUCUUGGCCCCUGACAAAGUAGGCUCAAAGUUAGUAAGAUAGUUGCAGUAUAUCUCUAUUAGAAACCCUGUAUCCUAGUUAACCUGUUUGAAGUUGAACAGAGACUAGGAGCUCUGAAGGAGUACUGGUGUUCCUAGACUACUACAGUGGUACCUCGGGUUAAGUACUUAAUUCGUUCUGGAGGUCCGUUCUUAACCUGAAACUGUUCUUAACCUGAAGCACCACUUUAGCUAAAGGGGCCUCCCGCUGCCACUACGCCGCCAGAGCACGAUUUCUGUUCUCAUCCUGAAGCAAAGUUCUUAACCCGAGGUACUAUUUCUGGGUUAGCGGAGUCUGUAACCUGAAGCGUAGCAUAUGUAACCCAAAGUACCACUGUACUAGAAAGCAGGUGUGUGUGGGGGGGAAUCGCUUCUGGAGCAGCUCUAUGGGCUGAAUAAUAUUGCUUAAAGUAUUUUGAGCAGCCAUAUAGGAAGAACUUGAGUUUUGUCGCUAAAAGGGGCAGGUGUUUCCAGGUGUUCAUGGAUCACAUUGGUCAUUCCUGGGAAAGAACUGUACUGUCUUUCUCCACCCCCACCUCUCUGAUGUGGCCUUCUUCAUCUUUUUCUGCAGAUUGAGUAUUUUGACACCAAGAGUUGCGUCAGUCUACCAGCUAGCACAAUGGAUGUCUUCAACAGGAACAUAAAUGUUGAUGCCCUCUUCAAAUUCUCCCACAUGUGAGUAUACCCUUGGCCUGUGUUUUACUGCAGGCUGCAGUUUUGCAGGAGGUUGUUUUUAUUUGUCAUUUUUGGUGCAUGAAAACAGCGAGGUAAUCUUGUGAUUGGUCCCUUAUUGUGGAUGGCGAAUGGGGAUGAGGGAGCCAGAAAUAGGGUUUUACUGCUUCCUGUGGCCCUGGGUGCAAGACUGUAUACGUGUUGGGCUCAGAAUAUUCCACUUGAGCAAAAACUUCCACUUCAAUAAAAACUAAAUUCUGCAGCUGGUGGAAGUUAAGCAAAUGCAUGUUUCUUAACUUGCCUGCUUGUGUAAUCUGUUCUGCUUCUGUCAGUUAUGGGAUAGACAAAGAACUUUUCUUGCAUGUUCAGCCAACCUUCUCCUGCUUCCCCCAUCACAGCCUUUUGAGACUACUACAAAUAUUGACUCGCACUCUAGACCUUGAGGCUGAAGUGUGUGUGUGUGUGUGUGUUUUGUUUUGUUUUGUUCUGUUUUUCUAAAGGGCUUGUUGAGUAUAAAUUCAUCUUUUAAGGUUCUCAGGAUUUACUGUUUGGUGUUUCUUACCAAAUUUUGUGCAAGCAUUUCCCCACUUAUAUGUGAGUCGGUAGAGGCCAAGGCUGGAAAAGCAUUUACAUGGUUUAGUGCCAGCACCCAUUUUUUAGGAGCACCUGCUGUGCAGUACAAAGUAGGUGCUGCAAACCAGCACCGAACUUGUCAGGGAUUUUCCUAGUUUUGUCAACAGCUCUAGCUCCUCUCUUAGCCAAUCUGAGAAUAUCUAAUACCAUCUCCCUGGGGAAAGUGGUGUCCCAGCUCCAGAAGCUGUGAGUCAAAUGCCUUUAAAUUGGGGGGGUGGAUUGUCAACCCAUGGGUCAGAUGCAGCUGCUGUACACUCCCCACCUGGCUUGCAGUGCCCUUUCCUCACCCCACUGCAAUUAGGCGGCUUGAAAGAAAGUCUUCUGUUGCCUUUAGUAUAAGGCUUUUGUCAAGCCUAUGUGCAGUGGAGGAGGCGUGUCUUUACGGGAGUUCCAGCUGGGGAGUGUUUAAACCCACACAAAAAAUGCCCCUCCCCACCGUUAGUCUUGCGGGGUAAAGCCUUAUUGUUGCAGCAAGGAAACCCACCUUCCACUCACUGCAGUCUUCAGGAAGAUUGCCCCCUCGGCCAGUUAGACUUGGAAAAAAGCUAACAUGCUUUUUCGAGUUACAGGUAGGUAGCCGUGUUGGUCUGCCGUAGUCGAAACAAAAUAAAAAAAAUUCCUUCCGGUAGCACCUUAGAGACCAACUAAGUUUGUUAUUGGUAUGAGUUUUCGUGUGUGUGCAUGCACAUGAAAGCUCAUACCAAUAACAAACUUAGUUGGUCUCUAAGAUGCUUUUUCAAGCCUAACUUGGUUCGGGGACUGUGCGUAGUGGUGCUGACUAGGCAUAACGUUUGUGGGUGAAUGGCUGCACUCACUUGGUCUUGGCAAGGCCCACUGUAGGCAUGUGCCCCCCUCAGGUUGGAAAGGCUAAAUAAGUUCCCCCACCUCCGUUCCUCAGGUGCUCUGUGGUGGAUCCAGUGUUGUUUGUUUAGUUUGCUAAGUGCCCCGGAGCUGGCAAACAGCCAGCCAAGGAGCAGCUGUGCUUCUAGGUGCUUUGAGAUGCAACGACACUGACUGACUGUUUCUUCCCUUUGCCCUCUGCAGCUCCGCAUCAACCCAGCAGCACCUGAAGAAGGUCUAUGCUAGCUUUGCGCUAUGCAUGUUCCUGGCAGCGGCUGGUGCCUACAUCAAUGUGGUGACUCAGCUGGUGCAGGUAAGUGUGCUCUGGCGCUGAUGUGUGUACGGGCUGUGAGGUCACCUUGACUGUUGGGGACUGGUGCUUGCAGGAUGGCUUCAGGGAACGGAGCCCAGCCACAGCCUUCAGAAAUGAACGGCACAGGAUCCUGUUGGGUAUGGUUUUCUGGGCCAUAUCUUGAUAGAGCAGUCCUUCGUCUGCUUUCCUAGCAGUCUGUCGCACUAUGUUCGCUGAUUUCUUAGGACUUACUCCUGAUGAAGCAUGUUCAGGACUGCAGCCCAACAGUGGUAGCUGGGAACCCAGUGGUGUAGUAACGGAGCCAUUUCAGACUGGGGGGGGGCGGCGGGAAUGAUGUGCCAGCUAGUUCAAUCUGUUUUUAAAUUAUUGGAUAGAUUACAUUUGAAUAACAUUAAAACCCAAACUCAUGAAGCAUCUUGGUGUCUCGUACUCAUUGGCCAGAACAGUGGAAAAUGAAAGAAUCAUUUCCAAGAGUGCAGUUGGGUAGAAUGCUGCUUCCCAUGUUUUUUUCUUAAGUCUGCAGUGAAAGAAGUUAAAGUCAAAGGAAAUCUGAGUGAGCUGAAAAGCCUGCAAAGGGGCCUAGAGUAUCUUUGAGGAAGUCAGGUUAUCUAUGGCUGUCACCCUGUCUAGACUAUAGAAUGCACUGGAUCAUUCAAACGAAACCACCUGAGCUCCGUGGGGUAGAUUUCUGCCACUUCUGUUCCUGCGCAAUGCCUUUCCCAACCUCUGCUCUGUGCUCAGCCUGUACUAACUUCCACCCUUCCCACUUUCUCUUGCAGUUUGGAAUGCUGACUGGCCUGGGAGCACUGGGUCUUAUGAUCUGGCUGAUGGCUACACCCCACAACCAGGGAACCGAACAGAAACGGCUGAGCAUGCUGGCAGGCUUUGCCUUCCUCACUGGUACGUGAUGCUGGAAGAGUCAGCUGGAGUUACACUUCAUUAACUGCUUUUGGUGUUCAUAUACUACUUUUUAGCAAAAGGUUCGAGGACCGGUCAGAGCAGUGUAAAAAAUACAAUAUAAAAAUCUUUUAAAAAGAUUUAAAAAGACAUGGGUCUUCUGUAAGUGAAAUAUACAAUUCAUGUACUGAUGCAUCCAAGCCCUUCUGGCAGAGCAGCAAAGAUGCCUGCAGUUGUUAUUCAGAUGUGUGCCUGCAGCAGCUGCCUAAGAUCACCCCACAGGGGAGUGGCUCUUGCAUGACAUGGGUGUAUGAGUGUGCGUGGGCCAAGAGGGAGGCCAAAAUAAUCCAGCCAACUCUGAUCGGCACAGGAGUGGUUGCCACACAAUGAUUUGCCCCAUAUAGAACUACUUUGAAGAUUAGGGCCCCUUAGUUGCUGUCUAAAUACUGAGAUUUUCAAAACUGUUUCUACGUGGCAUUUUGUACUUGGGUUUCAGUUUAGGGUCAGGUGGGGGGAAACAAGACAACCUGUAUGUUUGUUCUGAAGGGUGCACAAUACACACAGGGUAACCAUUUUGGCUUUCUUCGAAAUACAUGGUGAAUGGACAAGAAUUCCGUUCUCUCUCCUGCCUCUUGGCUGAAUUUGUACCCUUUGUCCUUCCAGGAGUCAACCUUGGACCUCUGCUGGAGAUGUGCAUUGCCAUCAACCCAAGGUAAAAGGAAAAUGCCACUCUGUUGCCCCUUUCCCUCACCACACCUGACAUACACACUUCAAGGGUCAAAUUCAAAUGAGUUGGUGGACCAGAUUCCUUUCCCACUGAUUCCAGUGGACGCACGCAUGACCCUCCCCCCAGCACAAAAAAGACCCCUGACCAGUUCUUUUUGAACUUAAAUCAAACAAUAACUUUAAUUGGAAGAGCAAAAAGAUUUCCUCCCGCCCUAUACCUCUAAGCAUACUUCCUGUUCAUAACACAAUAUUUUUGAUAUGGAUUGUGAUUCCAAAAGUCAUGCCUUUUCAUCUAAGCCAUCUCCUUGCAGCCCACCACUUGCCCAAAUCUCUCUCCUGCCCCACAAAUACAUCUAAGCAAAAUGCCAUCUUUGCUCUACAAAGAACAUCCACUUCAAAGUCCUGAAUGAGGUUCAUUAACUUGCAUGGAGCAUGAGAUGAACCUGUGGGUCUCACUGGGGCUGCUAAAGGGCAUUUUACAGUGUCCCCGUGGCUUAGAUUUGUCCAUUCUGGUGCAGGCAUCAACUAUUGCUUUUUCCUCUCCCGAUAGCAUCAUCCCAACAGCUUUCAUGGGGACAGCAGUGAUCUUCAGCUGCUUUUCGCUGAGCGCCCUCUAUGCCAAGCGCCGUGCCUACCUGUACCUAGGAGGUAAGAUUGCCAGGUGGUCAUCAUCUCCCCUCCCCCUCCCACCUUAGAAAGAACCCUUCUAGUAACCUUGCAGUGCCCACCACAGCUCUGCUUUCAUUUUUCAGGUGUCCUGUUCUCCGGCCUGUUCCUGAUGCUGUUCUUCUCCCUGAUCAACAUUUUUGUGGGCUCGACUUGGCUCUUCACGGUGAGUGCCUUUAUGCCCUUGGGCUCUGUUGGCUUACAGAAGGCCUGCAAGGUUGGCUGCCUGUGAUAGCAGCAGCAUCUCAUUCCAGCAAAGCUGCCUUUUUCAGCAUGGAGCUGGCAGCAAACCUGCCCUGGAAUAGCCCCCUGUAGUGACUGCCAAGAGGUGCUCAGCUUCCCCUUUGUUUUGGCUUCACUGAAAUAAAGGCCGGCCAAUGUGCACUCCUGCACUUUAAUAAUUAUCAUCAUCAUUUUUUAAAAACAACAACCCAGGAUAACCCAAAUUCCAUGAUUUGUAUAAACUAUAGAAACCUUACAGAAUUCUACUCUUGGUAGUCUUGGGAAGAGGCAAAGACCUAUACAGUGGUACCUCGGGUUAAGAACUUAAUUCAUUCUGGAGGUCCGUUCUAAGCUGAAACUCUUCUUAACCUGAGGUACCACUUUAGCUAAUGGGGCCUCACGCUGCCGGAGCACAAUUUCUGUUCUCAUCCUGAAGCAAAGUUCUUAACCCGAGGUACUAUUUCUGGGUUAGCGGAGUCUGUAACCUGAAGCGUUUGUAACCCAAGGUACCACUGUAUAUGAACUUGAAGCACCACCUUCAGAUCAAUACAAAUCAUAUUCAUACUCCUUAGACCUCUGAGAUCAAAUACAUAUCUGCAGCCAGAAGGGCUGGGAAGUUGGGUUUAAAAAAAAAAUAAAAAUCUAAGUGCACUCCUUACGAUUUUUGGGGUUCUGAAUGAGGUGGCCCCUCAUUUUGCAGUCUUUCCUCAUUGUGCCAUGAUUAUGCAGGAAACACAGCCCUGAAUAAUUUAAAGCAGUAUGAUUUCUGGGAUUUAGGAAUGUAUAUCUUUAGCAGGUGGGUAGGGCCAAUCCGAGGAAUCUGAUUUAGCUGCCCUUGGCCUGAUGCAUGUUCUUCCUCCUCCAGGCUAACCUCUACAUUGGGCUUAUGGUGAUGUGUGGCUUUGUGUUAUUCGACACUCAGCUCAUCAUUGAGAAGGCCGAGAAUGGAGAUAAGGACUACAUCUGGUGAGUACAUGGGGUGUGGAAAUGGUAGCUGCUGGGUGUCCAGUGGUGGGGUGGGGGGUAGGAGUUAAGAAGAAGGCAAGGUGGACCAGACAGAGUAGAGGAACAGAGGAGUAAAGAUCUGGGAGUUGCGGCAACGGGAUAGGGGAAAGGUGCAACAGCAGCCUUUUAUUGUUGGAUGCAAUAUGAAAAAGGCAAAUAUCCUUUGUUCUGGAUGGCCACAGAGCUGGGCAAACUGGAAAUGGGCUUGAAUUUCCAGGAAGAGAGGCUUAAAAUGCUUCCUAGCUAAAUGAACCUGAAUUUAACUAGGGAGCAAUGUACCAAAUGGGGAAGGAAGCCUGGGGGUGGCAGAUGGUGUCUCUAGCAUCAGCCACUUACAUAGGUUGUGCUGUUUAGAGGAAGUAGCGUCCAGUAGGAAUUCUGGCCUAAUACUUCAACUCCUUCUUUCUCUCCCUGCCCAGGCAUUGUGUGGAUCUCUUCUUGGAUUUUGUCAACAUUUUCCGGGAGCUUAUGGUCAUCUUGGGCAUGAGCGAGGUGAGCAUCGCCUCAUGGUGGCAGGGAUCAUCAUUUAUUCACAACACACCUUGUAUGUCCUAGAUUAGGGGUGGCAGACCAACGGCUUGUAGGCUGGAUCAGGUCUGCCAAGACAUUUUAAAUGGGCUACCAGCCCAGGGUUGAGAUGGGCAGGAAGGGUCCCUGUUUUUUGCUGUUCAGGCAUGGAAAUUCUCCUUCCCAGCACAGCACAGGGAUUGGUAUGGUGAGCGCCUUCGUGUCUCUUUGAGCACAGUGCCUCUGUGCGAGAGCAAAUGUCCCGUGGCAACUUUGGCCACGGCUGACAUGUGGCCCUUGGAGGGUUGCUCAACCUUGAAUGUGGCCCUUGGCCGAGAACGGUUUAGCAUCGCUCACCCCACUCUAUGCAGAUAGGCAGGGAGGGGGGAGCUUGCUGAAAGCAGACCGAUUGGAGGCGCAGUGCCAGAUUUGCUCUCAUCGAAGAGCCUCCGCUGGUCACGCUCCAGAACGCCAAGCUGGUUUUGUUCCCAGGGUCCAGGGCACUGAUGUGGUUUUGUCCCUUUCUUUCAGAACAAGAAGAAGAAAGAGAAGUGA